CCCACCAUCCAAACAAAGUCUAAUAUAGAGACUCGCUUAGUUGGCGUUUGGAGUCUUUGACAGAAUAAUAAUAUUUCCCACUCUCUCUCUCUCAGCUCGCAUUUCUCGUAGACAUCACAGAGUCAUACUCUCCGAUUGUUGGCAUAAUCCUCUUCAUUUCUGUAGCUUGAACUGCCAGUAUAUUGUUGAUCAGGGAUUUGGAUUGAACAAGCGUUGAAUUUUAGCAAUGAAUUUUAUUGUUGGAGCUUUCAAACCAGCAUGCCACAUUUCAGUUUCAUUCUCUGAUGGGAAAAACCGUAAGCAGAUCCCAAUUAAGAAGGAUAAUGGUCAAGCAACAACAGUUCCACUCUUUCACAGUCAAGAUAAUAUAACUGGCACGAUUACUGUUGAGCCAGUUUCAGGGAAGAAGGUGGAACACAAUGGAAUCAAAGUUGAGCUUCUUGGUCAGAUAGAAAUGUAUUUCGACAAAGGAAACUUCUAUGACUUUACAUCUUUGGUUCGUGAGCUGGAUGUUCCGGGAGAAAUAUAUGAAAGGAAAACUUUUCAAUUUGAAUUUUCAACCGUGGAAAUGCCAUAUGAGACAUACAAUGGGGUAAAUGUGCGGCUUAGGUAUGUCCUAAAAGUAACAAUAAGCCGGGGUUAUGGUGGAAGCAUUACACACUUUCAAGACUUUGUGGUCUGGAAUUAUACCCCUCCUCCAUCAAUCAACAACAGCAUCAAGAUGGAAGUUGGAAUUGAGGACUGCCUUCAUAUCGAGUUCGAGUACAAUAAGAGCAAGUAUCAUCUGAAAGAUGUUAUUAUAGGAAAAAUAUACUUUCUUCUCGUAAGAAUCAAAAUAAAAAAUAUGGAUCUGGAGAUUAGGCGACGCGAAUCAACAGGGUCAGGGUCCAACACCCAUGUUGAGACCGAGACUCUUGCAAAGUUUGAACUGAUGGAUGGUGCUCCUGUCAGAGGUGAAUCAAUUCCAAUUAGAUUGUUCCUCAGCCCAUAUGAGCUGACUCCUACUUGUCGGAACAUCAACAACAAAUUUAGCGUAAAGUACUACUUAAACCUUGUACUUGUUGAUGAAGAGGACCGUCGGUAUUUCAAGCAACAGGAGAUCACAAUAUACCGCAUUGGAGAAACAUAGUGAUUUAAGUUAAUCAGGUAUUGAGGUUGAAUUACUUCCACCCCCAGGGUCUCUUGAUUUGAAACGUUUGACACAAAAGUAAGAACUGUGUCUUGUUGUUGUACACCCUUCUAUUAUACAUAACACAUACAUACUGUACAAAGGGAAAAGUAUGUGUCCUGGCUGUCCAGAUUUAUAUUUUUGGCAAGUUUGAUACAAUUAGGUAACAUGUUUGACAGUAAACAGGCUCUUGUACUCCCCUGGAUCGGUUGAAUCUUGUGUCAUUUUCAUGUUUAAUUCUUGUGUGUGGUUUGAUCUGAAUAAUAACUUCAUAUUUGGGUA
Molecule: messenger RNA, 1450 nt
Organism: Salvia hispanica
Lineage: Eukaryota; Viridiplantae; Streptophyta; Magnoliopsida; Lamiales; Lamiaceae
Product: vacuolar protein sorting-associated protein 26B-like
Biological process (GO): intracellular protein transport
Source: RefSeq, a predicted model, not a curated record